AUGGCGGCAUCAGCCCUGGACCAGGAGCGACAACUUGCCAUCGACCCAAUCGUCGGCACCAGCGUCCAGCACAAUACCCAGGUUGUCUCCAAUAUCCGCAGUCUCACGGCAUCGCUCUUCGGUGUCGCCGCCGGCACAUUAGGCCUCGAGUCGUAUGCAGGCUUCAUAUUCUAUCUGCUGGGCUCGCUAGUGGUGUCGGUGCUGCUCUUUGCGCUCAAGACAGAUGGCAAGCCAGGCGCAUACUUCUAUCGGCCACUGGUGCUUGAGGCACGCUUAAACCAGGCCAACGUCCUAAAGAAGGUCGUCGACGCUAUCAAGGAUCUCGUGCAGGACUGCAACUUCGAUUGCAAUGACUCGGGCAUCGCGCUCCAAGCCAUGGACAACUCCCACGUCGCCCUCGUCUCUAUGAUGCUCAAGUCCGAAGCCUUCUCGCCCUUCCGCUGCGACCGCAACAUCGCCCUCGGUAUCAAUCUGGGAUCCCUCACAAAGGUGCUUCGUGCUGCUGGAAGCGACGAUAUUCUCACCAUCAAGGCCGAGGAUGCGCCAGAUGUUGUCAACCUGGUCUUCGAGACCAAGAGCGCAGCCAGAAUCAGCGAAUAUGACAUUAAGCUCAUGGACAUCGACCAGGAGCACCUGGGUAUUCCAGAGACGGACUAUGCAGCCACAAUCACGCUGCCUGCUGCUGAGUUCCAGCGCAUCUGCAGAGAUUUGGGUGCAUUGUCCGAGUCGGUCUCAAUCGAGUGCACCAAGGAGGGCGUCAAGUUUGCGUGCUCUGGCGACAUUGGUUCGGGUUCCGUCAUCCUCAAGCAAGACCCUAGUCUCGAAAAGGAGUCUGAGGCUGUCCUGAUUGAGAUGAACGAGCCCGUCUCCCUUACAUUCUCGCUGAAGUACCUGACCAACUUCUGCAAGGCCAGUGGCCUGUCAGACUCAGUCAAGCUUUGCCUUUCUAGUGAGGUGCCUCUGCUGGUUGAGUACGCUCUCCAGGAUCAGAGCUACCUGAGGUUCUACCUCGCACCCAAGAUUGGCGACGAAGAGUAA
Messenger RNA from Alternaria arborescens, 1038 nucleotides. Its product is annotated as Proliferating cell nuclear antigen. Gene Ontology annotation, biological process: leading strand elongation; translesion synthesis; mismatch repair. The record is from RefSeq and is a predicted model, not a curated record. The transcript is spliced from 6 exons. Lineage: Eukaryota; Fungi; Ascomycota; Dothideomycetes; Pleosporales; Pleosporaceae. Gene Ontology annotation, molecular function: DNA binding; DNA polymerase processivity factor activity. Gene Ontology annotation, cellular component: PCNA complex. The coding region runs from base 1 to 1038 and encodes 345 amino acids.